AUGACUUCUUGUGCUGCGGCACGGGCAUCAUCACCAGCUACAGAUGAAUCUGAAUGCAUUGAUAUGCUUCAUCCAAUGAAAUCGGACAACGCUUUGCCUCUGAUUAGCACUACUCCCUCAAUGCCACCAGUGAUCAAAACCACCGACAGGCCAGUGCUAUUGUGUAUAGCUCCAGUACAUAAAUUACAACAUGAAGACGACGCUGAUCAACAUGAAAUGGUUCGUGAUGGCGUUGAGAAAGUUCAGCUGCAUUGA
Angiostrongylus costaricensis is the source of this 255-nucleotide messenger RNA. NCBI's taxonomy places the organism in Eukaryota, Metazoa, Nematoda, Chromadorea, Rhabditida, Metastrongylidae. The record is from the annotation of a GenBank genome assembly.